Messenger RNA from Drosophila grimshawi, 1464 nucleotides. It is a transcript of the gene bap, whose product is annotated as homeobox protein bagpipe. Gene Ontology annotation, cellular component: nucleus. Gene Ontology annotation, molecular function: RNA polymerase II cis-regulatory region sequence-specific DNA binding; DNA-binding transcription factor activity, RNA polymerase II-specific. NCBI's taxonomy places the organism in Eukaryota, Metazoa, Arthropoda, Insecta, Diptera, Drosophilidae. The record is from RefSeq and is a predicted model, not a curated record. Bases 28 to 1257 code for a protein of 409 amino acids. The transcript is spliced from 2 exons. Gene Ontology annotation, biological process: cell differentiation; regulation of transcription by RNA polymerase II.
AACAUAAAAAACGUUAAAAUAUUAAUUAUGUUAAAUAUGGAAAGUGCGAGUGCGGGCGCGGCAAUUGCGGGCCUGAGCAAAACCCUGACGACGCCCUUCUCCAUCAACGAUAUCUUGACGCGCAAUCGACCCGCGAUUCCCGCGCGUCGUCUGUCCAGCGUGGAUCUGGACGCUGACGCGGAGCUGGCCGGCAAAAGCAUGGAUCGCAGUAGGUCCAAGUCGCCGCCGCUUUGUUGUCGCGAUUUGAGCAUCUAUAAGUUGGCGCAGUGCAAACUGGGCGCAGAGCAUCCGGAGAGUGCCAACAAUCGUGGCCAGUCGGCAAGCUAUUUGCAGUAUUAUGCAGCCGCUGCUGCCAUGGAUAAUAACAAUCAGGCAGCGGGCUCCUCAACGACGGCUGGCGGCUUGCCCGUUGAUUAUAUGCAGCGUAAAUUGGGCUAUUUUGGCGCCGCUUUGUCCGCCGCUGCCGCUGCGGCUCCGCUCGACAUGCGACGCUGCACCAGCAACGAUUCCGACUGCGACUCGCCGCCGCCAUUGAGCAGCUCCCCCUCCUCCUGCACAGCGGGUGGCUAUGGACGCGGCAAUUCGCCGCUCUCCCACGACGAUAGUCUGAGUGGUGGCAGCGGCCUCAGCCGCAAGAAGCGCUCGCGUGCCGCCUUCAGUCACGCCCAGGUCUUUGAGCUGGAGCGUCGCUUUGCCCAGCAACGCUAUCUGUCCGGUCCGGAGCGCAGUGAGAUGGCGAAGACGCUGCGUCUGACCGAGACACAGGUGAAGAUCUGGUUCCAGAAUCGACGCUACAAGACCAAACGCAAGCAGAUCCAACAGCACGAGGCGGCACUGCUCAGUGCCACGAAGCGGGUGCCUGUCCAGGUGCUGGUACGGGAAGAUGGCAGCACUGCCUAUGCGCACUUGACACCAGGAACGGCUGCUGCCGGCUACCCGCACGGCCUGGAUCCGGCCCUGCUCAACAUUUACAGGCAUCAGCUGCAGUUGGCCUACGGUGGAUUGCCGUUGCCUCAGGUGCACUUCCCCUACUUUUAUCCGCAUCCGAAGGUGCCACAGCCAAUUCCACCCCCAAGUCAGCAGAAUGGUCUCUCCUCCAGCUUCGUGACUGGUUCGUCGGCAUCCUCGUCGCCAACGCGCAAUCAGCGCAGUCCCUGCCCAAGUCCCAGCCAGGCUCAGGUGCUCAGCUUGGAGAGUGGCGCAGAGAGCAAUCAUUCUGGCGGGGAGGACUGUGAGGAGAAUGUGGAAAUUGAUUAGAUUCAAUGGAAUACUUGGCGCUAUUUGGCCUUUGUGAUAGCAAUAGAGAAUGGUCCUUAGUCUUUAUUUGUAGCCCAGUUGGUGCAAGAGAGAGAGAGAGAGAGAGAGAGAGAGAGAGAGAGAGAGAGAGAGAGAGAGAGAGAGAGGGAAAGAGAUGCUUGGGGUUAGUUUCUGAGUAAUAGCUUUAGUAGCUUUAAGUUUUAGCAA